ACGUCAUUAGUGUCAGUGAUAAUAAAAGUGGUGUCGGUGGUGUGCGGUUCGCUUUUCCUUCCUUUUUUAUUUCUUGUAAUUCAGUGAUAGUAACAAUAAAAUUUACAUUGGUAUUUUUAAAAUUCCAAUUAGUUCACAAAAUACAUAAAAUGAUUUUGUUGGACCUUUACGACACGGCCAGUUGGUUUACCCUUGUAAUAGCUUUACAAGUAGUUGUCAUUUCCACUUAUUUUCUGUGGUUGAAGAAGAAGGGUAAUAAAAAGUAUGACCCGCUUUGUAAUGGUACACCGGUGGAGUGGUCGCCGCUGCCGUUGAUUGAGCACGACGUGGCGGUAGAGGAGCCUCCACUGAUGGGAAAAAUCGACGAGGAUGUGUUAAACGUUGGUGCUACUAGUUUCCUGUGCCUAGACAAGGACGAGGGUAUUUUAGAGAAUGCGUUGAAGACAUUAGAUAAGUAUGGUGUUGGUUCCUGUGGGCCCAGAGGGUUCUAUGGCACGAUUGACGUGCACUUAGAGCUGGAAGAGCGCCUGGCCAAGUUCAUGGAAGUAGAGGAGACGAUACUGUACUCGUACGGAUUUUCAACCAUCGCUAGUGCUAUUGGCGCCUAUGCUAGACGAGGAGACAUUAUAUUUGCUGACGAAAAUGUCUGGUUUGCUAUACAAAAAGGCAUUGAUGCAUCUCGUAGCACUGUCCGUUACUUCAAACACAAUGACAUGGACCACCUCGAGGAACAAUUAUCAGCUGCCACCAAGCGCAAGGAACUAAAUUCACGUCGACGAGCAUUCCUCAUCGCUGAGGCUAUUUACUACAACACCGGAGAGAUGUGCCCGUUGAAAAGGCUCGUAGAGUUAGCUAGGAAGUACAAGCUGAGAAUUAUUCUGGACGAGAGCUUGAGCAUUGGGGUACUCGGCAAGCACGGGCGCGGUCUAACAGAGCACUUCAACGUGCCUCGCGACGAGGUGGACCUGAUUGUAGGCUCGUUGGAGCACUCUUUCGCGACCAUCGGAGGCUUCUGUGCUGGCUCGCACUUCAUUAUAGAACACCAGCGACUUGGAGGACUCGGCUAUUGCUUCAGUGCCUCCCUUCCUCCCAUGCUGACGCAAGCCGCCAUCGACGGAUUGAACAGGAUUGAGAACAAUCCGUCUAUCUUGACUGAAUUGGAAGAAAACUCACGGAAACUUAACAAGGCCUUAUCAACACUAAAGCACUUCACAUUCCGAGGCGACGAAAUCUCACCGAUCAAGCACAUCUACCUCAAAAAGGACCUCACGGAUCGCUUGAAGCACUCUUAUCUCCGGAACAUUUCCAACUAUUGCUUAGAAAGAGGUGUGGCCUUCGCAGUGGCUGCUUACUUGAGGGACGUAGAACAUAACUGCCCGGAGCCAUCCAUCAGGAUAGCAUCCAGUAGGAAACUCAACGAUGUGAACAUAUCACUGCUCUGUAAGUUACUGGAUGAAGCGUAUGAAAAAGUCGGCCCGAGACCUGAUCUGCAACCGGUGUAAGUAAAGUUCGUUAUUUUUGGUUGUAAACUUUGUAUAGCAGUUUAAUAUUACUGUUGGUA
This is a messenger RNA of Ostrinia nubilalis (European corn borer), 1561 nucleotides long. RefSeq names its product serine palmitoyltransferase 1 (gene Spt-I). The transcript is spliced from 6 exons. The coding region runs from base 150 to 1502 and encodes 450 amino acids. The record is from RefSeq and is a predicted model, not a curated record. Gene Ontology annotation, molecular function: serine C-palmitoyltransferase activity; pyridoxal phosphate binding. Gene Ontology annotation, biological process: sphingosine biosynthetic process; ceramide biosynthetic process. Lineage: Eukaryota; Metazoa; Arthropoda; Insecta; Lepidoptera; Crambidae. Gene Ontology annotation, cellular component: endoplasmic reticulum.